Lathyrus sativus (Indian pea) is the source of this 453-nucleotide messenger RNA. Lineage: Eukaryota; Viridiplantae; Streptophyta; Magnoliopsida; Fabales; Fabaceae. The record is from the annotation of a GenBank genome assembly.
AUGGCGAAUGAUGGCGUUUCCAACGACAUCAAAGAUCAACACGAGGAGCAAUCUGUGACUAAGAUCUCUGUGUUGGAGCGUGAGAGAGACGAAUUGGUGAGUGAGAACAAUGAGAAGAAGAAGCAAAUCAAGAAGUUGAUGGUGGAGAUUGAUGAAGUGAGGAACAAGGGUGAGGAGACGAGGCAGAAGAUUGUUGAGUUGCAGGAUGAAGUGGAGAGGCUGCAGGAUGCUGUGAAAGCUACGGAGGCAAUCACGGCUAGGGCGGCAGAGCUUGAGACUCAUGUGGCUAGGCUUCAGCAUGAUGUGGUUUUGAAUUUGAAUGCUGGGGAAGAGUUGAAGAAGGUUAAAGCAGAGAGGGAGACGAGGUUGAGGAAUUUAGAGAAGAGAAUGGAUGUUCUUGAGACGAAGAAAAUCGAGGAGAGGAAUCAAUACAGUGGUUUUCUCAUGAAGUAA